AUGGCCGGCUGGAAUGAACAUCAGAGCGAUUUUCCAGCUGAUCUGCCAGAUGAUUUAUUCUCCAACUCACUGGACCUCGAUUUCGAACUGUCGAGCGAUUUGAUGGACUGGUCGAACCUGAUAUCAUCGUCGUCGUCGACAUCGGUGGUCGACAACAUCAUCAACAGCAUCAACAACAACCCCAGCGGCGAUGGUGGUGGCCUAGCAAUAGCAGCGUCGACAUCAUCAACAACACCAGUAGCAGCCCAACUGAACCCUCAGCACAUCCCUUGUCUGACCUUUAACCCUGGGAUCACUAAACAUAAUGAUGAGGAUGAUGAUGUAUACUCUAAUAAUAAUCAGAUUAGCGUCGACUGCACGGGCAGUAGUCCGAGUUUGCCGGUGCAAGGAGUUAUGCAACAACAACAACAGCAACAACUACAGCUGCAACAGCAGCAGCAGCAACAACAACAACAAUUGCUUUUACAACAAAAGCAGACCAGCCAUCAAUUUGUUCAGCAGCAUCAACAACAGUUAUUAUUACAACAACAAAUUCAACAACAACUUCAACAACAUCAGCAACAUCCUCAACUACAACAACAGCAGAUUUUGAUACAACAACAACAACAACCCAUUCAGCAGAAAAUUGUAUUCCAACAACAACAUCAACAACAACAACUAUUAGCACAGCAGCAGUUGUUGCAACAUCAACAACUGCAACUACAAUCUCAACAACAUCAACAAAUUUUUAUUCCACAACAACAGCAACAACAAAUUCUUCAGCAGCAGCAGCAGCAACAACAGCUUAUAUUGCAGCAGCAGCAGCAGCAACAACAACAACAAAUACUUCUAUCCCAAUCUCAAAAUCAGCAGAUAUUCUUGCAGCAACCACAACAGCAACUGCAGCUACAACAACAACAGCAGCGUCAGCAUCUUCUUUUGCAACAGCAGCAGCAACAACAACAACCACAGCAACAACAACAAAUUGUUUUGCAACAACAACAACCGCAACAGCAAAGAAUAAUAAUUCGGCCUCCGAGCGUGAUACAGCAGCAGCAAUUCUUUAUAGCUGAGAAUCAAACAGUCAACGUGCUACCGACGACGACAACGACGACGACGACGUUUCAACAGCCACACAAGCAGUUAUUUUUCAUUAAUGGCAACGAUAAUGCUCAACAACAACAACAACAACAACAUCAAAUUCUGCAAACUGUAGGUAGUAGCUUUCAACAACCACAACAGCAGCAGCAGAUGCUACUACAGCAACUGCAGCAAAACAGCUGCAAUGAUGUUGUCCUGAAGAUUGGUAACCAGCUCUUCAAAAUUCAACAACAGCCCAUCCAGCCGCAACAGCAACCGUUGCAGCAACAACAGUUACUGCAUCAGCAACUACUUCAACAGCAGCAACUACAGCUGCAACAACCACAACAGCAACAGCAAUUAACUCAACAACAACAGCAACAAAUUUUACUGCAACAACAACAACAACUCAAUCAAAAGCAGCAGCUGCAGCAAUUGCAGCAGAUCUCAUCAUUUGGACAGCAACCGCAGCAACUUCCUAAACCACAGCAGCCACAACAACCACCGCAACAAGAACGACUACAGCUGCUUAAUCCUCCGCAACAACAGCCUUUUCAGAUGUUUCCUCCCCAGCAACAACAACCGCAACAACAACAACUUCAGCAACAACAACAACAUCAAAUCUUGAAGUUUCAGCAAGCAAACGUCACGCAGACAACAACAACAACAUCAACUGCAUUUCUUUCUCAACAAAAUAAUUCAUUCCAAGACAACAUCAACAACUUCAACAAUAACAACAACAACAACAGCAUCAACAAUAACAACAGCAACAACAGCAUCAACAACAACAUCAACAACAACAACAUCAACAACAACAAUUCUUUCACUAUAACAACGACAUCAUCAUCAGCGCCUAUAGCGAAAGUCCGCCCAUUAGACUGUCAAUCGAACUCGACGGUAGAUAAUAUGAGCUUGUUGAAAGAUUUUUACGAAGGCCUAGAUUACAACAACAGAAUAAAACUGGAGACCUACUUCAAGCACAAUCCGGACUUGCAGCUGAAGCUGCUAGCUGCCUCCAACAAGCUCCAGAAGCAUCAGCUGUUGUCGUUCGUUCGGGCUAGCCAGCCAGCUCUUCUACUCAAAGCUAACGAGCUAUUUAUAGCUACAGCUAUAGCUACAGUUACAGCUAAUGAUAACAACGAUAAUAACCACGAUGCAGCUACUUCAUCGGCUUCAGCAGCUGCCGUGUUGACUACGGCAGCGAUGAUGACGACCGCCAUUGCGGUUUCCACAAUCAGCAAGCUGACGACUCAAGAGAAAAUCAACUUCCUGUUGGCGAAAGAUCAAAAUAAAGCAAGACAGCCUAACGUCACCGAUCCGAUAUCGACCCUGAGAGAGGCUUUGCAGUCUUUGGUUCCAUAUCACGUGUACCAGACUGGUUUCGACGACGAUGACGUCAUCGCCAGGGCUGAUGAUCUGUACGAGGGCAUGAGUGGGAGGCUACUGCAGCAGAUGCACGAGCAAAAGGAGAAGUACAGGGAAAUACUAAUUCAGAAAUCCAUGAAACAGUGCGAGGCGGCCGAGGAGGUCUAUUUAGGUCGACUGUUCCUUAUUCAAGAGAAGGCCUUGCUGAAAGAGGAACGUGACCUAGUUUCUACGUGUCCUGAUGAUAUGGCCGUUGCUGGCCUACUCCUAAGUUCCAAUGCGAACGAUGCAGACGAUGGUGAUGAUGGUGAUGAUGAUGGUGGCAUAGUUUUCAGGGAUAGAGAGAGUUGCAAAACUUUGAACUAUCCCUAUAUAAGCGCUGAUGAUGAGUUAAAUCGAAAUAAGACCCAUACGCCUCAUCUUGAACACCGAUGA
Helobdella robusta is the source of this 2859-nucleotide messenger RNA. RefSeq lists its product as hypothetical. Gene Ontology annotation, biological process: positive regulation of DNA-templated transcription. The transcript is spliced from 12 exons. NCBI's taxonomy places the organism in Eukaryota, Metazoa, Annelida, Clitellata, Rhynchobdellida, Glossiphoniidae. Bases 1 to 2859 code for a protein of 952 amino acids. Gene Ontology annotation, cellular component: SWI/SNF complex. The record is from RefSeq and is a predicted model, not a curated record.